Molecule: messenger RNA, 3949 nt
Organism: Onychostoma macrolepis
Lineage: Eukaryota; Metazoa; Chordata; Actinopteri; Cypriniformes; Cyprinidae
Gene: ctnna1
Product: catenin (cadherin-associated protein), alpha 1
Exons: 18
Coding region: 312-3035 (907 amino acids)
Biological process (GO): cell-cell adhesion; cell migration
Cellular component (GO): catenin complex; actin cytoskeleton; adherens junction
Molecular function (GO): beta-catenin binding; cadherin binding; structural molecule activity
Source: RefSeq, a predicted model, not a curated record
GCUGAACUUUACUCGAGUAUCGAGCCACUCCCAAACACACCUGAUAACACUGACCGACUUACUGCUGGGAAUCCGCCAUCAUCCUCCGCGUUCAACUCACGGGAAAAACCGAAACUCCUCCUAAAUACUUACACGAACUCUUACAUUUAUCACUCAAACGGGCUCUUUUAGUCAGGUUUUAGUGGAUUAUAUCUUUUGGCUUCGGUUUAGCCGCUGGGAGGGAUUAUACCACGCGGAAAAACUUUACCACAGUAUUUUAAAAGUCUCAUCCCUCCAUUUUGAAUCUGACAGGAAUUUCAACAGUUUGAAACAUGACGAGCAUUAACACAGCAAACAUCAACUUCAAAUGGGAUCCCAAGAGCCUGGAGAUCCGCACACUGGCUGUGGAAAGACUGCUGGAGCCCUUGGUUACCCAGGUCACCACUCUUGUGAACUCCAGCAACAAAGGACCGUCCAACAAGAAGAAAGGCCGCUCCAAGAAGGCUCACGUUCUGGCAGCCUCCGUGGAGACAGCCACCCUGAACUUCCUGGAGAAAGGCGAGAAGAUUGCUAAAGAGAGUCAGUUCUUAAAGGACGAGCUGACCGCAGCGGUGGAGGAUGUCCGCAAACAAGGAGAAUCCAUGAAGUUGGCCUCAGGAGAGUUUGCAGAGGAUCCCUGUUCUUCAGUGAAGAGAGGCAACAUGGUCCGCGCUGCACGUGCCCUUCUUUCUGCUGUCACUCAUCUGCUUGUACUGGCGGACAUGGCUGAUGUGUACCAGCUUCUUCUUCAGCUCAAGCUGGUUGAGGAGAGUCUGGUGAAGGUGCGUAAUGCUGGCACUGAGCAGGACCUGGGUAUCCAGUACAAAGCUCUGAAACCGGAGGUGGACAAACUGAAUGUUAUGGCGGCCAAGAGGCAGCAGGAACUCAAGGACGUCCAUCACAAAGACCAAAUGGCGGCGGCUCGCGGCGUCCUUCAGAGGAAUGUUCCCAUGCUGUACACGGCUUCGCGCGCCUGCCUGCAGCACCCAGACGUGGCCGCGUACAAGGCCAACCGGGACCUCAUCUACAAGCAGCUGCAGCACGCUGUCUCCGGCAUAUCUAAUGCAGCUCAGGCUACCAGCAGCGAGGACUCCAGCUUCUCCCAGUCUGCAGGUGGAGGAGAGCUGGCCUAUGCCCUCAACAACUUUGAUAAGCAGAUCAUCGUGGACCCGCUGAAUUUCAGCGAGGAGAGGUUCCGGCCUUCUCUCGAGGAGCGUCUGGAGAGCAUCAUAAGUGGCGCCGCCCUCAUGGCCGAUUCGUCCUGCACACGUGACGACCGGCGUGAGCGCAUCGUGGCCGAAUGCAACUCCGUGCGACAGGCGCUGCAGGAUCUGCUCUCAGAGUACAUGGGCAAUGCUGGACAUAAAGAGAAGAGCGAUGCCCUGAACAUGGCCAUCGACAGGAUGACUAAGAAGACCCGUGACCUGCGUAGACAGCUGCGGAAAGCUGUGAUGGACCACGUGUCGGAUUCUUUUCUGGAGACCAAUGUUCCACUGCUGGUAUUGAUUGAGGCUGCCAAGAAUGGUAAUGAAAAGGAGGUGAAGGAAUAUGCCCAAGUUUUCCGUGAGCACGCCAACAAACUGAUUGAGGUAGCUAACCUUGCAUGCUCCAUCUCAAACAAUGAGGAGGGAGUAAAGUUGGUACGAAUGGCCGCUUCCCAACUGGAAGCACUUUGCCCUCAGGUGAUUAAUGCAGCCUUGGCCCUGGCUGCCAAGCCUAACAGCAAAGUGGCCCAGGAUAACAUGGAUUUGUUUAAGGACCAGUGGGAGAAACAGGUUCGAGUGCUUACUGACGCAGUGGAUGACAUCACUUCCAUUGACGACUUCCUCUGCGUGUCUGAAAAUCACAUUCUGGAGGAUGUUAACAAAUGUGUCAUCGCUCUGCAAGAGAAGGAUGUCGAUGGCCUGGAUCGCACCGCUGGAGCCAUUCGAGGUAGAGCUGCCCGUGUGGUCCAUGUGGUCACAUCUGAGAUGGACAACUAUGAACCUGGUGUCUACACGGAGAAGGUUCUGGAAGCCACCAAGCUUCUCACUGAUACAGUGAUGCCACGUUUCACUGAGCAGGUAGAGGCAGCCGUGGAAGCUCUCAGUGCCAACCCAAGCCAGCCAGUGGAUGAGAACGAGUUCAUUGAUGCUUCGCGUCUGGUAUAUGAUGGCGUGAGGGACAUCAGGAAGGCAGUGCUAAUGAUCAGGACCCCAGAGGAACUGGACGACUCUGACUUUGAGACAGAAGAUUUUGAUUCUCGUAGCAGGACCAGCGUGCAGACGGAAGACGAUCAGCUCAUCGCCGGACAGAGCGCUCGGGCCAUCAUGGCUCAGCUACCCCAGGAGCAGAAGGCGAAGAUUGCCGAGCAGGUGGCCAGUUUCCAGGAGGAGAAGAGCAAGCUGGACGCCGAGGUAUCCAAGUGGGAUGACAGCGGAAAUGACAUCAUCGUUUUGGCCAAGCAAAUGUGCAUGAUCAUGAUGGAGAUGACAGACUUCACCAGGGGUAAAGGACCACUCAAAAACACCUCUGAUGUGAUUAGUGCUGCCAAGAAGAUUGCAGAAGCCGGAUCAAGAAUGGACAAGCUGGGCCGUGCUAUUGCGGAUCAAUGUCCAGAUUCAGCAUGCAAGCAGGAUCUGUUGGCCUAUCUGCAGCGUAUCGCCCUGUACUGUCACCAGCUCAAUAUCUGCAGUAAAGUCAAAGCAGAGGUGCAGAAUCUGGGCGGAGAGCUUGUGGUGUCUGGGGUGGAUAGUGCUAUGUCUCUGAUUCAGGCGGCCAAGAAUCUGAUGAAUUCUGUGGUGUCCACCGUGAAGGCCUCCUAUGUGGCCUCCACCAAGUACCAGAAGUCUCAAGGAAUGCAAAACCUCAACAUGCCCGCCAUCUCCUGGAGGAUGAAAGCUCCUGAGAAAAAGCCGCUGGUCAAACGCGAGAAGCAAGAUGACGGUCAGACCAACAAAGUGAAGCGGUCCUCUCAAAAGAAGCACAUCAACCCUGUGCAGGCCCUGAGCGAGUUCAAAGCAAUGGAUAGUAUUUAAGCGGCCUUUACCGCAUUUCAGUAGAUUAUGCUUCAGAAGUAGAUUGAGCCUUAAAAUCAGUCAGAUUUAGCGAGUACACAUUUAAGCGCAUUCCUGUACCUUAGUCACCAAUAUGCCAAUAUUUUUUCCAUAAGCAGUGGCUAUGCUGAGUGCACUAAGGUCUAUAUAGCAAAAGUUAUAUUUUUACACACGAAUGCAUUAAUCUGCUCAAUCUUUACACAAGAUUUCUUCCUGAGGACAGGUAGGGGCAUACAUUAAAUUUCGGGCAUUCCCUCACAGUUUAUAUGUACGUUUCCCCCUUUUCUAGAUGACUAUUGUGUAUUUUUAAAAACAUUUAAGUGUAUUUUACGAGAAGACUUUUAUAUAUUUCACACUAAGGGCUUUGAUAUUGCCCAUUACUGUCUGAUUUUUGUUUUUCCUUCCAUUCUUCAUGCCUAUGCAAACUCACUGUAACACUUGCAAUACUUGUUUUGGUAUGAAACUAUAAAGAGAAACAGGCUUUGAUUUAGUGUCAGUCUCAAGACCAAAGUCUUUGUAUUUUGCUGUGCCUAAUAAACUUUUUGAUAACUCUUGUUUUAUCCUUUGAUUAACUGUAAAAUAGUUUGGUGAAUAUUAAUUCUUAAUAUCUUCAAGAGAAAUUUUGCUGCAUGGAAAAUAGUGCAUUGAUGUGAAACUCGAUAAACAAAGCCAAACUAGUUGCUUGUCGCAGUCACUAGAGUUGCCUAAAAAGAGAACAAUCUCAGUAAUGCCCUCAGUAAUCUCAAGGAGCAGUGGGGCAAAGCUAAAUGCGAAUGAGAGGCUGAGAGCGAGCGAGUUCAUUCUUCAGCCCUGUAUUUAAAUUCAGAAGACUGGCCUUAGGCCUCUCUUCUCCUCCUCCUCCUCCCCAUCCUCCCACCCCUCCAUGACUCAGACAC